GACGACGACGACAACGACAACGGUAGGAGUCUGCCAUAUCCCCCUCCCCUCUCCCUGUUGGCCGAUCGCUGUCAGCCGCAAACUCGGAUUAUUAAUUUCCUUCCUGUCGUCUCAGGUGUCUCUCUCUCCCACCACACCAAUACGCCCCCGGCCUCGAUUCCCUCUCACCCGCUGUCCCGCCACACUCCGACCGCCGCGAGAAGGCUGUGUCGCUCAUAGAUGGAUGUCCCGCCCUCCGAAUCCUUUUGGGCUGCGUUUAGAAGCUUAUCAAAACGCUAUCACAGCCAGGGGCACACCGAGUCCGCCGCCAAGUUGGACGCGGUGGUGGAUCAGGCCAGCAAGAAUGAUGCGCACAACCCCGCGGGCGCCCUCGUGCUCUUCGGCGCGUUGGUCCUCACCUUUUUGCAGCAGAACGAGUGGAAUGCCGCCGUCGACGUCGGAAUUAUCGUGGUCGAUGCCCGGCGCGCCCUGCUGGGCCCCAACAAUCCGAGCACAAUGACCUCCAUGAACAAUCUGGUUUCGGCAUACUGGGGCCAGGGUCGCUGGACGGACGCAAUUAACCUGGGUCGCCAGGUGACAGAGGCCCGGAAGAAGGCGCUGGGGGAGGAGCACCCCCAGACCAUGGCCUCCAUGUCCAAUCUGGCGGCGGCAUAUCGCAGGCAGGGCCAUUGGCGGCAAGCCGAGGCGCAGGAGCUGCGGCUGCUAGAGAUCAAGACGCGCAGACUGGGCGAGGAUGACCAGUCCACCUUGACCUCCAUGGGCAGCCUAGCGACCACGUACAGUCACAUGGGGCGAUAUGACGAUGCGGAGCGGUUGGAGACCCGGGUGGUCGAGCGGAGUACUCGCGUGCUGGGGGACCACCAUCCCUCCACCCUGACCUGGAAGUCCAACCUGGCCACCACUUAUCGCGAGCAGGGCCGACUGGAUGAGGCGGAAAAGCUCGAGUCAGAGGUGUUGGACGCCCGCAUCGACAUCCACGGGCCCCAGCACCCCCUCACUCUCACCUCCAUGGCGAAUCUCGCCUCCAUGUACCGAGACCUGGGCCGGUUGGAGGAGGCGGAGCAUCUCGAGACGCAGGUCGUGGAGACGUGCAAGGAGAAGCUGGGCGAACAACACCCCCAGACCCUGGUGUCGAUGGUUAAUCUUGCGUCCACGUACCGGGGUCAAGAUCGAUUCGAAGAGGCCGCCCGCCUUGGGGGGCGCGCAGUGGCCACGAUGAAGUCGCGUCUGGGCGACCAGAGCCCCCUUACACUGACCGCCAUGGCAGAUCUGGCUUUGACAUAUCAGGGACAAGGGCACACCGACGGCGCGGAGGCGUUGACGGCACAGGUGCUGCGGCUGAUGCAGAAGAAUCUCGGGCCCCUCCAUCCGCAUACCCUGACGGCGAUGGCGAACCUGGGAGCGAUCUACCAAUCGCAAGGGCGAUGGGACGAGGCGGAGACGCUGGCGGAGGAGACAGUCCGGGGUCGCGAGAAGGUGCUGGGCAAAACACAUCCCGACACGCAGGCGUCGAUGGAGGACCUGGUUCGCAUCUGCCGAGUGUUGGCGGCGGACCAGACGACGGGGGUGCGACCGCCGCAUCAUUCAUGAGUGACGAUGAUGACCGAGCAGGCCCUUGGGUGACUUUAGCUUCUCUUCUCUUCUGUUUUCCUGUGCAAUUUGUUGAUGCGACAUGACGACCGGUGUUUUCGGAUAGGCCAUUUGCUACUUGAUAGGAUUGGUUAGUGACUGGGGAAAUGAACAAGCAUUCCCACUUCCACCCAGCAUUCUGGCUGGUGCAUCUUUUGGUAGAGAGUAGCGACCGUGCUCAAGCUCUCUCUCUCUCUCUCUCUCUCUCUCUCUCUGGCUGCUUGAGAAGGAGAGAGGAGAGGACAGCGAAAGGAUAGAUGAAGGGCGCGAGACUGUGG
Molecule: messenger RNA, 1907 nt
Organism: Aspergillus heteromorphus CBS 117.55
Lineage: Eukaryota; Fungi; Ascomycota; Eurotiomycetes; Eurotiales; Aspergillaceae
Product: TPR domain protein
Exons: 1
Coding region: 220-1590 (456 amino acids)
Cellular component (GO): kinesin complex
Molecular function (GO): protein binding
Source: RefSeq, a predicted model, not a curated record